GUGGCAGCAGCAGCAGCAGCAGCAGGAGAAGAAGCCUUUGUCUUGUCCAGCUUGGUCCACAUGCUCCCCCCGUAGAAAGAAGAGAACAGAAGAGAGGAGCAGCUCUGAGCACUGACACAUUGACCUACUCUAGCAGGAAGAGAACAACGGUUGCUGUUUGCUGUGUUUCCCCGUGUGUAUUCAGAUUCAGUACUUGGACAGCUCCGGAGCGCUCCGCUCUCCAACACAUUCCUGUAGUAGAGUAUAGUACAUGUGAAGUCUCCCUCAACGAGACCACAUUCCCAGGGGCAGCCCUGGACCCCCAGCCCCCCUUGGCUCGCUCCCUGGCUCCCUGCGCCCCUCUCCCCCUGGGGACAACGGACAGCAUGGCCAGCCUGGAGCACCAGUGGGAGAAGCAGCUCUUUGAGAAGUUCUGGAAGGGCACGUUCAAGGCUGUGGCCACACCGAGACCAGGGAGCAUCAUCGUGGCCAGCAUCACCGCACGGAGGAGGGUAAUCAGCACUGAGACAACAUCCUGCCAGCCACUCAAGGCUGAUGAGAGGAAUGCCGAGGCAGCAGACACCAAGCUGGACACAACCACAGACAGAAAUGGAUGCAUUAGAGACAUGGGAAGACGCAAACAUGGCAGCUAUCAUCGGACGCGGAGUGUGUUGUUUGAUAGCGAUCUUUCCCCUCGGCCCCACGCUUCCAAGGGGAAGAAGAAGAGGAGGAAAUCGGAGCGAAAGAGGAAGAGGGAAAGGUCUCCGUACUACAGUCUGUCUCCGGUGAGGAAGAAGAAAAAGAAGAAGAAGAAGAGCUCUAAGAAAAGCAAACGUCACAGGUACACCUCUAAAAAGACAAAGCACAGCUCUUCUAGUUUGAAACAUAAGAGGAAGGAUGAUCGAAAGCGCAAGAAAAGCUCACGGAGGCACAUGCACCGGAGACGACGCUACCGGAGGUCGGAGUCUGAGAGUUCCACGUGGCGCUCCUCCAGCACCGAGAGCAGACGUCAUCUGCACAAAUCAGUGGAUCACCCUGCCUUGGGAGGCCUAGCAGCCCUGAUGGAGGAUCCUGGUACAUCACUGGACCACGGAGGGUUUGAGUGGGAGCCGGCCGCCAAGUCAGUGUGUAAAACAACUCCAAUCUUUCGCUCCGUCCUUUCUACCAGCACCGUCUUGCAGUCAAAACCUGGCGGUGAGGUUUUAAACACAACAGUGAUUCUCCGACACACUUUGUCCAAUCAGAGCAAAGGACCACAGGAUUACGAUUCCGGGAACGACACGUCUUCCCCACCAUCGACCAAAACCGGCAUUUCACAGUCAAACGUCAUCGGCGACAAAAAGGUCCUUUGCCAUGCGCCGGCUUCACCGGAGAAACUGAAGUUCAGGGACGGAGACAACGCGUCCGACUCUGGGAACUCUGUGACCAGCUAUGCUUCCCUGUGUAAACCUCUGCAUGUGGAAGGUGGUUUGUCUACUGCAACUUUCAACAGGAACGGCAAGAGUGAGCCGGUGAAGACUUCAGGAUGUGGAGCCAAGGUGGGGAGACCUCAGAAGACUGUCUCCAUCUCUCCGUUGAGGACGGUCACCUCUUCACGUAAGAGGACUAAAGCCAACUCCUCCAGCAGCAGCAGCAGAAGCAGGAGUAGAUCCUCUGGGAGCUCCAGACACUCUGGACGCUACUCUCAAAGCCGAUCGCUGUCAUCUGCCAGGUCAUACUCCCGUUCACCGAGCUACUCAGCUGGUUUGAGAAGGAAAGGAAGUGUAGGCAGUGGUAGGUCCAGAGGAAGAUACUCCAGGAACAGUGAAGACAGGGUCCGAGAGAGGAAGAGGGACCCCAGCUCCUGGGAGAAAGAUGUGAAACACAACAGUCAGAAGCAUAGCGGGAAGAGGCAAAAACGCAGGUCCUACUCUCCCAUGAGAAAAAGGAGGAGAGAUUCACCCAGUCACCUGGAAGCCAGGAGGAUAACCAGUGCCAGGAAGAGACCCAUCCCCUACUUCCGUCCCAGUCCUUCGUCCAGCAGUCGCUCUACCAGCGUAUCCUCUUGGAGCAGCCUCUUCACAAGGAGCCGCAGCCCCAGCCCUGGCCUCUGCCUCAGCCGAUCCAGGAGUAGGAGCCGAGGAAGAAGUAGGAGUUACUCCUCCUACAGGAGCUACAGUCGCAGCUCGUCUUGGAACUCCAUCUUUGGGAGUCGGAGCCGGAGUCGGAGCUAUGACUCGUUGGAUGGUUACAGCAAGAACAAGAACCGGCGCUGAGUUAUAAAACAGACUGAGGAAGAGGAGACUGACUUAUCAGCAGACUGAGUUAGCAACAGACUGAGUUAUCAACAGACUGAAGAGGAGACUGCACUAUGAUUCCCCAAGUCAACAGGAGAACAGCGAAAGUAUGGGGACAUGUUUUCAUCUCUUUGCAUCAUUCCAUGUUAGAUCUCUGAGCGAGAACCUUCAAGCAAUUGUUUUACCAUACAUUGAAUUGCUUGGCAGAUGAAUUACCAUUUGAAUUGUACCAGUGCUGUUCACAUUGCCCAGACAGAAACCAUUGGAAAUAGAUUGAUUGAAUUUUGUCUUUCGUUCAUUUUUGUCCAUCCCCAGUGCAAUGUCCAGAGACAGUUUUGUCUUGUGACACUCUUCCUCUGACAUCCAUGAGUGAAAUGAAGGAUGAAGGAGCACCAUUCAUUUUUACCCUUUGAUAAACUCUUUGUUUCAUAAGAACUCUUACGUUUAAUUUAUGAUCUGGGAUGUGCACUAGAAAGGUCUUUUGGGACAAUUUCAGUAGGUUUGUGAAUGUGUGUAUUUUCAAACAGCGUGUUUUUCAGCAACGUAGAAAAAGGUGGGUUGCUUCUCUGAUCCCAGCUCUUCAGAAGGUAGAACACAAACAUGCCUCCUCUGAGAAAUGGAGGAGGAGGAGGAGGAGGAGGAGGAGGAGGAGGAGGAGGAGGAGGAGGAGGUGGUCCCGGUGGCAAACAAACUGCUUGUCAGCUCAAAUACCAGUUUUAUUUAUCCUCUGAUCAAGUGGAAACCAUUUGAAAUGUCAUUCCUUGUAAAAUGAUGGUGAAUUAACAAAUCACUCUGCAGAAGACCAGGACUGAGAAAGGCGUUUGUCAUGAUCCAGAUAUCCUGAAAAUGUCCAGGAAAGCAUUAUUUUCCCUUACAACCCCGAGUGACACUGAACAAUUUCGAUAUCUGAAUUGCAACACCUGGGGUAGGGGUUAAAUGACAAUUUAAACACUGAUUCAUAUUUAGGUUGUCAUAUUUUUUCAUUCAUCUUGGUGGUUAUGUAUUAAUGUAUUUAUUUAUGGUUGAUCUUUAUGUGUUCUAUGAGUUCUAUGUGUUCUAUGAGUUCUAUGUGUUCUAUGAGUUCUAUAAGUUCUAUGUGUUCUGAGUUCUAUGUGUUCUAUGUGUUGUAUGAGUUAUAUGAGUUAUAUGAGUUCAAUAAGUUAUAUGGGUUCUAUGUGUUCUAUGAGUUCUAUGUGUUCUAUGAGUUUGAUUCCUUUGACUAAAACUUGAAUAAGAGAGAGUGUUGAAAGGUUUUACUCUUUUGACAGAGAGGAAAUUCAACAUUGGAUGAAUCUACUAUUUUGUAUAACGGUCUGAAACAGCACUCUAACAUAAUUUGCUUGAAUUGAGUUUGGUAAUGAGUUUGGUAUUUCAGAACCUCAUCGGUCUUGUUUUGUUGCCUGUCCGAAGGACAAUUUAAAAAAUGUUUUAGUGUCCUGCAUACUUGUAACGUGUUUACAAUCAUAUUUCUGCAUUUGUGUCACCUCUCAGUAAUGGUAUCUGUUUGUUUCUAUGCAACACCAUUAUGUCACUGGGGUUCUACUCUGUCUAUGAUGUGAUGUUAUGGUCUGAAUGAAGAAAGUUCCAGUUUAAACUCUACAAUGGACAGUCUGAAUGCCAGUCUGUUUGUGCUUUCACGCCAACUCAAUGUCACCCAUUGAAAGUAAUGGAGUUGGCAAGAGAUCAAACCGAUCUGGGACCAGGCUACAAUAAACAAUGUAAUGGCAUAUAGAUUCAGACAAUACUACUUCACUUUUUUUGAAAUGUUACCUUCAACUAUUCCCCUCUUCUCUUUUGAGGGGAAUGCUAUUUUGUUCAGAGGAUGUCCUAUAAAAAGCCACAACCGAGAAUACAGAAAAAAAGAAAGAGGAAACUAAAAGCUUGUGUGUCAGAGAAGACAACCCCAACCAUGACUUUUAGCCUCAAUGAAUAGUCUACUGUAUUUGUUAAAUUAUAUAUUAUGUGGGCUCGUAGUGCACUGUUUGAAUAAAAUUAGUAUUUAGAACCGCUGUUCCUGCCCGUACUGUAUAUCAUUGAAAUGGUUUUAUUUCUGUAUUAUGUCUAAUCUGUCACAUUGUAUAUCUUCGUUCAGUGUGUGCUCCAGGCAAGAGGGUCUGUUCUCUAUGCAUUGUACUGUAUAAUCAUCUGAGGUCCUUUAUCUGAAUGUUCAAUGACUUGUCCAAAAGUAUAGAUAUAUUGGGAGGAAGAUGACAAGUAUUUUACAUGGUAGUUAUGCUUUUAGGUGAACCACUCCCUCGAGGCCCUAAAAUACCAUUCCAUGAGGUAAAGUGUAAACUAUAAAAUGUAUAUGUAAUUACUGUGGUGUAAAUAUGCAUCGGCACUGUAUACAUUAAUUAUAUGAGGGAUGAAGUAUAAUUAAUUUAGAAUUUGUGGAAUAGUCAAUCAAAUGAUCAAUGAAUCUACACAUGUACUGGUAUGGUAAACUUGGUAAACACAUGUACUGGUAUGGUAAACUUGGUAAACACAUGUACUGGUAUGGUAAACUUGGUAAACACAUGUACUGGUAUGGUAAACUUGGUAAACACAUGUACUGGUAUGGUAAACUUGGUAAACACAUGUACUGUGUGUAGAUACAUUGCCUCACUGUUGUCAGCUCAGCUGUAAGCGCUCUGAUUUUCCAUCACCAUUACUAGGCUAUAUGAUGUGUUUCUAUAAUGGCCAUUGAACUUCUACUGAAAGAAAAAUAAUCGAGUAUCAAGGCACAAGUCGUGACCAAAAUGCAGACACAGGAGGCACAUGGUUGGAGUCUUACAAUGUUUAUUAAUCCAAAAGGAGUAGGCAAGAGAAUGGUCGUGGACAGGCAAAAAGGUCAAAACCAGAUCAGAGUCCCAGAGGUACAGAGUGGCAGACAGGCUCGUGGUCAAGGCAGGCAGAAUGGUCAGGCAGGCGGGUACAGAGUCCAGAAACAGGCAAGGGUCAAAAUCGUGAGACUAGAAAAAAAUGAGAAUAGAAAAAAGUAGGAGAACGUGGGAAACCGCUGGUUGACUUGGAACAUACAAGACUUACUGGCACAGAGAGACAGGAGACACAGGGAUAAAUACACUGGGGAAAAUAGGCGACACCUGGAGGGGGUGGAGACAAUAACGAGGACAGGUGAAACAGAUCAGGGUGUGACAGCGAGCCAAGAAAGCAUUUGGGAAACUGGGGGGGAAUUGAGAAAUAUUGGAAACUAUAUCAGUGGGUUAUAUAGGUCUUUGUGCUUGAACUCCAUGCCUGAUCAUGUUGAAAACAGAAGGUUAAAUAACAAGGCGCAUGAUAAGACUGAUGCUCCAGUGUGUUAAAUGAUGCAGUCUCUCAUUUUCUCUGUGAAUGAGCAAUAAUGUGGAGAUGGAGAGCCAGGAUGCGUUUUCCCACUGGCACACAGCAGGGUGUCAGUGUGAGCUUGACUUGUUGUAAUGCUUCAGCUGAAAUCGGAUUGUCCUCCCCUUGAACCCGUAAAAUAAACCCUUAUCCCUCCCCUUCCCAUA
Salvelinus fontinalis (brook trout) is the source of this 5743-nucleotide messenger RNA. Its product is annotated as serine/arginine repetitive matrix protein 4-like. The transcript is spliced from 12 exons. Gene Ontology annotation, cellular component: nucleus. Bases 366 to 2234 code for a protein of 622 amino acids. The record is from RefSeq and is a predicted model, not a curated record. Gene Ontology annotation, biological process: regulation of RNA splicing; neuron maturation; mRNA processing. NCBI's taxonomy places the organism in Eukaryota, Metazoa, Chordata, Actinopteri, Salmoniformes, Salmonidae. Gene Ontology annotation, molecular function: mRNA binding.